Styela clava is the source of this 2226-nucleotide messenger RNA. RefSeq lists its product as uncharacterized. Gene Ontology annotation, molecular function: acyltransferase activity, transferring groups other than amino-acyl groups. The record is from RefSeq and is a predicted model, not a curated record. NCBI's taxonomy places the organism in Eukaryota, Metazoa, Chordata, Ascidiacea, Stolidobranchia, Styelidae.
UUUUUUCCUGACAAAGUAUGCAGGACAUGGCACAUAAAAUUGUACUGGAACUUCCUUUAGUGAAAUUCAAUCGCAGUUGUUCUAAAAUUAAUUUGAAUGAUACUUCGAAAGAAAUGGUCUGUGACAAUGGGGCAGUUCAAUUUUUGCGGGCUGUGCCUGUCAUAGUAAAUUUUCAGAAACUUCUUGCAACAGAUCAACAAGAAAGUGUUAUCCAAGGAACCCACAAUAAAAAUCUUUUGCACGCUGUGGCUGCAUUGUAUGAUCGAUCAUUGCCAGAUGUUACUGAGGACGUUAUAUAUUCGUCGAUAUUUGAAAAGUGGGCAAGAACAAUUCUACUUGUUCAAGAAUAUGAAGACGCUUUGAAAGAUUUCAAAGUUAGAGAAUUGUCAAAAAUGCACAGCAAUACACGCACACCGCAUAAAGAUGGUAGUAUUGUCGUUGAUACAAUGACUGAUAAACUGGUGAAUGCUGAGCUGAAAAAUGCCAAUGGUGCUUCAGAAAGUGUUGUUUCAUCUGAUCCCAAGGAAUGCGAGAGCCGCUUCAGUAAUGUGUUCAGUGACAUGGAAUCUGAAUCUGAAAAUGAAGGAGAGGACGAUGAUGAUGUGAAUUACUUGGAUGCAAUUGAUGAGUUUUUCAAGGGAGUGCAACAUAGAAAGGAAGCACGCAAGAGAUGGAUUAAAGAACACAAUUGUUCUGGAGAGCCGACUCAUUUGCUGGGCAUUGAACACAGGCUUCUGGGCUGCGCUACUUUUGAACAUUCGUAUGAAAAACCUGGUCAUAAAGUCAUACAACUUACUCUCAUUGCUACAAGAAAAAGAUAUCGAAAGAUGGGAAUAGGUCGAUAUAUGACAAAAUCAAUAAGAAAUCCUGCAUUAGCUGGAAGAUAUGACGCAAUCGUUGUCAACUCUGAUCACAGUGCAACGAAUUUUUUUGAAAAAGAAGGUUUCAGUGAUGAUGUUCUUCUUAACAGCAAAUAUGCUGACAUUGGCGACACUUGGUAUAACUGUAAACGAAUGUGUUUCCUUCCUCCUUAUUAUUCUGAUGCGUUUGAUUCGUCAUGUAUUGGAGAUCAGUCAACUUCAGAUGUAUAUUAUAAAGACCUGGAAGAUUUGGAUCUCAAACAAAUGGAACUUGAUCUUGCACUCUAUCAAGAAAAGAGUUUACAGGCUUUUCAAGCUCAGUCAACUGUCAUACAAAGACUUCGUAAGGAGGUUUUGAUUCUUCGUGCGAGAGCAUCUGCCCAGAGUGACACUAUAAAAAUGCUAACGAAGGAAAAUCAUGGUGUGAGAGAUGAAAAAUAUGCUUGCGAAAAGGAACUGUUAAAGUUGAAACUCAGUGUUAUGACCAAAGAAGCAAACAACUUUUUGAAAUUAGACGAGGAUUCAAAUGUUUGUGAAGCAGAAACUACAUAAAGGGAAGUAUUUUCGGUAGAAAUGGAUGCUUUUGAAAAUCUAUUCUCCUGAAAUUUAAUCCGGAAAUAGGCGAGGGGAUGAAGGUUUGCAGACUAUAAAGAACAACAUACUGCAUUGCUAUAUAUUAAUUUUGUGGAUAUCGACCUCAUAAACUGAUUCACAUGAGGCGAUAUUCUUAUUUUAUGGUCAGCCGUUCAACUCUCGAGCUUUUUAUUAAAAACGAUAAGUACCAAAUGACUCGUCGUCAGGGCGAGAAGAGAGAGUUGGGUGAAGGUUAACUCCUCAUGAACAACUUGCCAUGCAGCAGCGGUGAACGGGUUAGCCUACUAAGGAUACUAACAUUCGUUUUGAUUAUUUUUGAAUAGGCUAACCCGUUCACCAUUCAUAUCCUUGUUCUGACAAACAAAUCGCUUUUCUCUUCAACUACUGGAAGAUUUUCUUUGAAAUUUUCAGUGGUUAAAUAUAUAUUGUAUUUUUUGCUAGAAGGCUAUUACUUUUAUCUAUUGCUAAAUUUUCUAUGAGAUCUUAUAUUUCAUCCAAAAUUUCACUGUAUUAUUUUUUAUCCAUGGGAACACGGUUUUUAAUCCCGCGAGUGUGACAGCUGUUCUCUAUUUCGAGUUUGCGAAAUCUUGCUACGCGAAAGUCUGAAGUUUUACAAUAACGGUGAUGCACUGUAGACUAGGUACGGUACGUUACUGUAUAUCAGUGGUUCUCAAACUUCUUUGUAUUGUGAUGCCCUACAAAAAAUUUGCUCAAGUUGCGACUCCCCAUAAAAAACGUCUUGAUACCUUUCAAUAAAAGACCUUUUUUGCAA